Messenger RNA from Pangasianodon hypophthalmus (striped catfish), 6161 nucleotides. RefSeq names its product tumor protein p53 inducible protein 11a (gene tp53i11a). The transcript has 7 exons. Bases 682 to 1245 code for a protein of 187 amino acids. The record is from RefSeq and is a predicted model, not a curated record. NCBI's taxonomy places the organism in Eukaryota, Metazoa, Chordata, Actinopteri, Siluriformes, Pangasiidae.
UUUGAUGUGUCCAUUCAGAUCAAGAAGGUAUAGCACCAUGUUUUAGGUGUUUCUGGGCAGUUGUUUUUGAAUAGUCAGAUUAUAUGAAAUGCUACAGAAGUUUACGUGCUGCUUCUUGAAACGCUCACCCUCGUCCCAGCGAACAGCUCACCCUCGUCCCAGCGAACAGCUCACCCUCGUCCCAGCGAACAGCUCACCCUCGUCCCAGCGAACAGCACGUCACCAUUUCUUUGUCACAAGCACAUCGUUAGGAAAUGAGUGCAAAGCUCAAGUCCGGAUGUUUGCUUGAAUUAUUUUUGCAUUGCCGUGCUUGCAAGCCAACCAUUGUUCACUAUCUGACAGGAAGUUUUGAAACGCUACUACAUAUGCUUCUGCAUUCGUAAACAUUCAAGUGUGAUUAAAGGUCCAGCCUGGAGUUUUUUUUAUUACCUUUCCAGCCACUGUGAACUUUUCAGCUUAGUCUGAUCUGUCAGUCUGAGUGCGCUGAUGUGUUUCAGAAAGAUAAACAGUCUCUCUCUUGGCUUCUCUCUUCAUUACACCGAGGGCUUAAGAGCCGAGCGCCACGCGGGAUCGUUACAUCACGAAUCUGAACGCGGUUCAUUAACACUAAGCUGAUGAUUCAUUUUAAACAAGCUUUGAGCAAGUAAAGCCAAGUGGAGCGUCUACCUCUUCCUCUACGCCAUGGCCUCCAAACCUCACCCUCCGCUCAUGAAGAAGCACAGUCAGACUGACUUAGUGAGCCGCCUCAAGACUCGGAAAAUCCUGGGUGUUGGAGGAGAGGACGAUGAUGGAGAAGUUCACAGAUCAAAGAUCAGUCAGAUGUUGGGUAACGAAAUAAAGUUUGCUGUACGAGAACCCAUAGGCCUCAGACUCUGGAUCUUCAUCUCUGCAGUUCUGUUCACAGCUACGGCUUUAGUGGCCCUGGCUUUCCCCAAUCAACUCUACGAGAUCGUCUUUGAGCUCGCCACCACUAGGAUCUCCAUCAGACUCUAUGGAGGAGCUCUUCUGAGUAUCUCGUUAAUCCUGUGGAACGGCCUCUACACGGCAGAGAAGGUCAUCAUUCAGUGGACUCUGCUCACUGAAGCGUGCUACCUGGGUGUACAGUUCCUAGUGACAUCCGUCUCGCUCCUGGAGAUGGGCACGCUGUCCAACGGAGCCGCGCUCCUCCUCCUCAGUGACGCCGUCUUCCUCGUCAUCACCCUCUCGUACUACAGUCAGCUCAGCCGUCGGCCCAAGAAGAUCUGAGAUGCACCGGCUCGUGUGUGUGUGUGUGUGUGGGGAUAAUACGAGUAUAACACUGAGUGCACAUUACAGGAUUUGUCUUUCUUGACAUGUUUACAAGAUUAGUGACUCAGGUCACAUGAAGGAUUUUGGUUUAUUUUGUUAUUACACAAAUUAAUCUUGAUGUUUAUUGCAUCUACGUGAAUAUUAGAAACAUUCUCCGCUUGGAUGGUCUGCACUCAGCAUCACAUAUCCUCCACGCAUUCACGCUCGCCACCUCGCUAAAUUUAAUAGUUCUGAACGGUUCAUAAUUUAGCUUCGGAUUCUCAGAGUGAGCAGUAUGGUAGCAAUGUAUCAUGGCACUUAUAUAAGAUAUAGUUAUAUAAUAUAUCACAGUAUUUGGUUUUGAUAGGAAAAUACUACCAAAGAUUGAGAUUAUGAAGUUCAGAGUUUUUUUUUUACCCAUAGUUUAUAAAAAAAUUAAAGUCUAUAACAAGGAAAAGGCACAAGAGUGAAAUGUUCGGUACAAAAAUUGAGAUUUUAACGUUCAGUCAGCUAGGUAGAGUAACAACAGAGUUAUAAAACCACAAGCAUCUCAUAAAAGUUUAUCACAAUUCCUCCUUUAUUCCUCCUCGUUUAUUUGCAAUGAUUAAGGUUUCGUGUUUCUUAGCGGUUAUUCUGCGUAAACUUAAUUUAGCCAUGUUUUAUUAACAGUAACUUAUGAAUAAAAAAUAGUUCUAGAUAAGUUAACCUUCUUAGAAAUUUUCUGUGGUUUUUUCUGGAGUGAUUACAGCUGUCCAGGUCAUUUUUUAAAAGGAAUUUUUGGCUCUCGAGAUCUCUACACUGGCUCUUCGGUCCCUCGGCUCCAAGCAAGAUCUGUUUUUAGGAUUAGCUCUUAAACACUAGACUCCUGGCCUACUUCUGCUUCUGCUUCCUCCAGCUGAGGGUUUCUGUACUAUAUGACACAUAACCACAUGAAUUCGACUGAUUUGAUGUCAUUUCACACACAUGGAUACAUCACUAACCUAAUAUCAGCGUUUAUAGACAAGAUUACAACAUGCUUUAUUUUUUUUUAACGCAUAUGUCAUUUGUCCAAAGUUUCAUUUGUUGGUCAUAGGGACGUAAACAGAAUUAUUCAAGACCCUGAUUCGCGUAGAUGCAAUAACAAGGCACAGCCUCCAGAAAGAAACACUUUAUAAGCUCUCUGGACCGAAAAAUGAGUCCCGUCCAUCAAUAGCAGCGCUUUAUUGUACAAUGUCGGUAGUUUGAGCACUUAGACUCUGAAGAUUGCUUUUUGCGCUUCGUGUCUGAGCAAAACACAACACUGACCCUCCCACGUUCCAGAGUGAUGACUAAAGUGUGUAGGACCAAAUCUGUGUGUGAUUUGCUCAUCAAAGCACUUUGACUGUCCUGUAAAAUCAUCAACACCUCAAUUUUAUAGAAAACUAGUGGGAUUAUUUGGAAGAAGAGGAGUGAAGGAGUGAAAUACGCCACAAACUCUUAGCUGAAUUGCACCCAGUCAGUGGAAGAGGGGGCCAAAACUUACAGUGACUGUCUCAAAACACUUGGCUUCCUGAGAGAGAUGAAACCAAGUAUUAGGGAAGACUUUUUUUUCCCCCUCCAAGGAGCUUAUGAGACUGAAAUCAAAUCAAAGCUUUAAGCUGUGCAAUCAAUUUUCAGACUGAUGGUUCAUCACUUCCUUUUUUCUUUCUUUCUUUUUUUUUUUUUUUUUUUUUUUUUUAAAUAAAUUGCAUAAUCCUGUACUGUGUGCUCAGUUUAUUAAGGCUGUUUUUACACUUGGCCUGUUUAUUUUUAACUCCAGGCACAUGUUUGUCAUGCUAUCCCAUGGGAAUCAGCUGCUUUUAAAAGGAGCUGAUGCUUCUGGGGUUUUUUGUUUUGGUUUUUUUUGUCACACUAGAGCUUCCACAAGUUGAAAAAAAUUCAGAAGUGCUUUUUUUUUUUUUUUUAACUUCCUGACCAAUCAGAUCACAAGUUGAGGGGCAAGAAAGAAAAACACAAAUGACAACGUGCUGGUGGAAGUAUUAGUUAGUGACUGAGUGGAUAUGAGGAGGUUAGGACGUGACGUCACGUUUGGUUUCUGCCUCCAAAGCUACAGCGAAGACAAACAACCUCCUCAUCUCCAGAGUUGCAGCAAUCCUUAUUCCAUCUGAUUACUGAGAAUAAUAAAAUCUACAGAGCAAGUGAGGCCAGGCUAGGCUGAAAAGGCCAAGUGUGAAAGCAGCCUUGGAGAGUUUGGUUUGUGAAAUGACUCAGCACAACAUUCAUGGUUUACUGUAGCUCUUCUAUCAGGACCAAACAAAAUCUGGUUUGUGUAGCACCUCGUCUCUCUUGACACUUUCACUUUUAUCAUGCGAUGGCGUACAGAUACAGAGUGAUGAAUUUGGGAAUGCAGGGGAAUUCCUGGUCAGGGCUUCUUCAGGUGUUUUCCUCAGCAUGAUCUCCUUUGUUAAUGUUUGUGCACUGGGUAAAAGAGAAACUUUCCAUUUUAGAGAUUUAUUUUUCGAUAGUAUGCUUCACUAGAAGUAUGUAUAUAACAGAUUAACUAAAGAUGUACUGUUAUCCAGCGUGUAGACUUCAGACCUGCCAACCUGCGCCGCUUCCCCAAGGAAAGCUCUAUCUGCCCUCUUCUGCAUACAUGAACUCACACUAUUGGCUAGUGUCGCUGUGAUUGACAGGGGGGGAGAGAGUAUGCCCCUCCCAUCCCGAGAGCACGUUUUGCUCUCCUGAACUCGUGGCUAUGGAUGGCUGUGGCAUCGUCGGGAUUUGAAAUCGCGAUCUCCGAACGACAGGGCGAACAUUUUUCUGUUGCGCCGCUCGGGAGUCUGGAGCACCGCGUUUCAACAUCAGAGUACACUUUCCGCACUAAACCCCAGAUGAGCCAAUCAAUAAAUGAAUCUGGAAUGACUGACAGUUGUGUAGGUGUUACUAACCCUCUAGAAACCCCGCCCCUUCCCUAUUAUCUUACAUUCUCUGACUGUACAUGGAGAAUGUUUUGAGUUCAUUAACAUGAAAUAAAAUCUUAGCUAACAUUAGUGAAGUAUAUAGCUAACAUCAGUCACUAUAAUUAUUAGGGAUGACACUGAAUAUUUUCGUCCAUUUUCAUCACCAUUUUUUUUUUGGCUAACAGUGAUUAAAUAUGUCAAAUCUAACAUGUUACAAAUCAUUUUAAUGCUAAUGAUCAUUAGGAAGUGAUUUAAAUAUGAUGUUUGCUGUCUUGCAGCAGUAUUUAAACGUCGUGGUCAAACCUGUUACAAUAAUGUAGCUAUACAGUGUUUUUGUGUUAACAACCAGGUGAUUGAAGGAGGUCUGGUUUUAGUUAAGAUGUAAACACUCAGAGUUUUACAUACACACUUUAUUAUUAAUUGCUGCACAAAACAUGUUUUUCCUAGAAUAGUUUCUGCCUUAGACACGUGAUUUACUCGACUACGCGUUAUUCCUCUUUAAGGUUGGCAGGUCUGAUAUGUUGAAAUGCCAUUUACAUUCGGAACAGAUCUGUUAUUAUGGUGAAAUUAAUGACAGUUGUGGUAGUUUUAAUGGAAAAUAGCAAAAUGUCGAUUGUAGAUCUGUUCUUGUAAACAAUCACACUUUGACGCAGUUGAACAAGUUGAUGCAGAUCUAGUUUUAAAGCACAGUUUGUUAAAAUAAGCUCAGAACGGUGUUACCGUACACAGAGUGCAGGUUCUGUAUAGUUUGGAAAUCAUUGAAUUAUUUGUGAAUGGAGCAUUAAGUGCAUUAACUACAUUAAUUGAUGAGUAUUAAGAGUGAGAACAGUUUGUACGUUUAUUUUACCUGUAUUAAUUAGUAGGGAUAUUUGUGAUUAACGUAGAGCACUGAUCAGGAUAGAGCUUUGAUUUUCGAGGUGAUAUAAACAUGUAAACAUUUUUUUUCUGGAGAUUGUGCUGCGUAGUCGUAGUGUAGCAGUACAAAUGUAGCAUUAAAGUAAUCUAUAAAUAUAACGGAAAGAAAAAGGUUUUACAUUUGUGCUGUCCAUUAUGUCAAAUUUAAUCCACAUUAACAUUAACACUUUCUCAAUUUCAGCCGCGUGUUGUAAUUCUUCUUAUUUAUAUCAUUUCUACAGUAACCUGCUGCUCUUGGAGAAUUAAGUGGUUUUUGACUAUAAUUAUAUAAUUAAAUGUUCUAGUUGACAGAGAUGGGUGAUUAAAUGUUCUGCUCUUAUUUUAGGUCAGUAUAAACCGAUACCUGUUUUAUCCGGGCAAAUUAAAUGGUUAUUGUUAAUCAGUUUUUUUGCAGUUUUUGUUGUGUUUCAGCAACUUUUUCUUUUUUUUUUUUUACGAUCCAUAGCCAUGGUCAGUGAAUGUAUUACUUUUUUAAAAAUCACAUGACUUUUAUCAAGGUUGUUAUGGUUAUUAUUUAGUUAUCAUAAGAAAGGAGUUAAAUCUCAGUAACUAAAACCAAGUACAAAUAAUGUUAACUUUAAUCAAAGUACAAUUUUAAUAACCAGGACGUGUUUCACUGUGUUUCAAAUCUACAUCUGUGUGUGAAUGAAAAUCAAAUAAAUUAGCAUGAUGGUACAUAUUUGCAUUAUUGUUCUUAAAAUGAAAUCUCUCCUGUGAUCAUAAAGGAAAUGACUUUUCUCUGGCUGCAAAAAUAGUUUGAGCUGUAGUAACCAAAAAUUUUACCAUGAUUUCACCAUAUUUUCAGUUCUAAACACAACUUCUGGGUUAUUGUGUGUUGAAUUUGUGUUGUACAGUUGCUUUGCACGGUGACUUUUAGCGUCUUGAGCACAGUGUGCUUUCACAAAAACGACACGGCCGUUACUCUGCCUCUUUACUCCUGAUUGUGUUGUGUGUUUUGUUUCGAAAAACUAUGUACAUAUGAGCAUACCUAGAGUUCUGUAUAUACUUUUGUAGCAAGAAUGUGAAGUGCUUCAGAAAUAAAGAUACAGUUUUGCAAAUGCC